CUUUUCUUCCACGUGGAGGAAGUGCCGUCUGCUUGUAUUUAACUGUUUACCCAGCGUUUUGGUGGCGUCAUGGAUAAUGAUGACGACGAUAUGUCCAGUUCUUUGAAACGUUUGGAGGAAUUGUUGGUGUUGAUUACAAAGAGCACCCACAAUCGCUACAUAGCACUGGAUGAAGAAGUGGAUGAGGAAUCAGUCAAACAAUGGUUUUAUCAGCUGAUAGAAGAUUUCAAGAUGACAACCUCUGGAUUAGACUACCAAGCAAGAGCCAAAGGACACACAUAUAUUGUCCCCCAGUUCUUCAAACUGCUACAAGAGUGUUUCCUGACCCAUAACUGGCAAGGAGCUGUUAAAAUACUGCAAGCUCUGGCUUACGAACCAAAAGGAACAUCACAGACGAUUUGGAAGGCAGGUAUGGAAGUGAUGUACAGCAACGCUAAAGAAAAUGAUGCAUUCAUAUCACAGUUGUUCAGGCAGUUGAAACUUUUUAAGGACUUGCAUGCCGAGGAUGUGAUACUUGAGUAUGUGAUGUACCUCUUGCAGCAGGGGAGAGUGUCAGAUGCUGCAGCCGCCUCCAGACUCAAGGAUAAAAGAAAGUCCAGCUUUGACAGAACAGUGAACCUGCCAGCCCACCCUCCUUUCGUCUACAAGGCCUACAAGGGGCUGGUGUAUUACAUUGAGUGGCUGCAACUCAAACACAGCAUGCAAGGGAAAGAAACUGAAGGAGAGAUGUGGCAAUCGUCAUCCCAAGCUAACUAUGAUGAGAUGAAGAUUGUCCACCAUGCCAAGAAGGCCAUCAAGCUGAUGGACGAUGUGUGUGACCAGCCUGGGGUGUGGGACACUUUCAUUGUUAAACUCACACAGAUGAAGGAGGAGAUUGAGGGGAAGGAUGCUGCGCUGAGUGUGCUGACCAGAUACCGGGACCAGAACCCAGACAACCCCAACUCUCACCGAUACAUCUACGACUUCUAUGUCAAACAUGGCUCUUCAGAUGAAGACAAGAUAGGGUGCCUUAAGGGGCUUGUGAAAAGGGAUCCAUCUAAUCCUCUCAUAUUAAAGUUGUGUAACCUUUUGAAUGAAUGUCACUCAGUCGGGAGUCUGCUGUUCAACCUCCUGGACUACUGCAACUGGCAACACAAAUUGACUCCAUGGAAAAAGUUUAGGAAAUACUUGCAACACAUAUACUCUAGCAAGUUGAAACUAAACAUCUCUGUGGUGGAAGACUGCUGGCGUGAGCGCGAGUCCUGGUGGCCUGCCUACCAUUUUACACUGAAGAGUGGUGGCUGUGCUGACCAGGCUGAUAUAGCAGUGUUGUGUGAGAAAGCUGCCUGUGCUGCCUUCUUAAUGGGAAAAGAUAAUACCUUUACGGCAGAGGUAAUGAAAAGUCUAGAUGAGGCAUAUCAGAAGAAACUUGUUGACAUGUUAAAAACACUGGAUGAUUCCUGAUCCUAUGAAGAGUCAGUUGCAGGAUGAUGUUCACCACACAGGGCAGCAAUACCUCCACAACGGAUGGAAAGCUGGAAGUCAUUUAAAGUCAUUCUCCUACAGAAUGCACUGACAGUGGCUUGACCUACAGACAGAUGAAAGAGUAGCUGCAUGUUACUUGGAGGAACCAUGCUGAAUACAGUGAUACCACAAUACAAACUUCAGUUGAUGGAAAGUGUGUCACUCCGAGAACAUUAAGAGCAAGAUUUGACUGACAGAGUUUCAUUUAUUGUAUUGCUUGCUGGGAAUACAGUUCAUAUGUAGGCACACUACGUCUCUGUAACAUGGCAGCUAUAGUUCUGUCUUACCAGCAAUGUUGGGUGAUAUAAGCCAUGCGAGCUUCAUGUUCAAUGAUUAUUGAAUGUCAUUAAACUGUUUGUUUGGUA
Molecule: messenger RNA, 1868 nt
Organism: Haliotis rufescens (red abalone)
Lineage: Eukaryota; Metazoa; Mollusca; Gastropoda; Lepetellida; Haliotidae
Product: TATA box-binding protein-associated factor RNA polymerase I subunit A-like
Exons: 12
Coding region: 70-1443 (457 amino acids)
Biological process (GO): transcription by RNA polymerase I
Cellular component (GO): RNA polymerase I transcription regulator complex
Source: RefSeq, a predicted model, not a curated record